CAUGUUCCAUCCAUGCUCUCCCCGACAACCUCCGUGGAGCCCUUGUACGCCUCGUCGACCACUUGGUCUAAUAACAAUCUCGAUUUCAUCCUAAAUCACCCACAAAGGUCAUCUCCUCCCAUUGAUCCUAACCUACCAACUUCAUUUCCUCCGAACGACAACGGCUUCCGUGGCCGCGCGACUUCGGGCAACCUCGUUCCACCUACGGUUCAGUUCGAUGAUUAUGGGGAGGAUGACCACGAAAUCGCGUUCCUUCUUCGCCAUUUCUCUGAAGGGCCAGGGUACUGGAUGGAUCUCUUUGAUCUUGAUACAUAUUUCGCCUCUUACGUCCCCGUCAAGGCAGUGGACAACCCUCUUUUGAAGUAUGCUGCAGUUGCUUACGCAGCGAAAGCGCUAGGGCGGAGGGGUGGAGUGAAACCCGCAAUGGGCGGCAACUUCUCACGUCAGGCACGUAUGGAGCUGUACCCAGAUAUACAGUCUGUGGAUUGGUAUCAUAAAGCUACUCAGUACUAUGACAGAGCCGUGUGCCAUCUCCGUCAAGCUCUCCAAGAGGAAUCACCUACGCCGCUCGACUGCUCGGAUAUGGAACCGAGCUGGGCAUCAAACAUGGACUACCGCGAAGACAACAAUCCACAUAGCCACAAGAGGCGCCGGACCUCCUCAUACAUUUCUCGGCAAGUGUCCAAUCCGGACGAGCUCCUUGCCGCUACGGCCAUUCUGUCCGUGUAUGAGUUCUUAGACGCGUCAGUUCCGGAAUGGUCAAGGCAUCUGAACGGCGCCAAGUCGCUGAUGGACAUUGCCAAAGAACGCAUGAUGCCUCUUCAGCUUCCUUCUCCAGGGGGUCAUCUGCUCUCGCCACACGUAGCUCGUCUCAACAAAGCUCGGAAAGCUACUUUUUGGAACAUUGCCCGGCAAGAUAUGCUGGCAGCGUUUAUCAAUGCAAGCCACACCCGCCUCGACACCGAAGACCUCCCCCUAUGGAAAGAAGCCGGCCUCCUCAUCGACUCGCGCGGUUUCAUCCUCCCCUCGAACACCGAUCCAUCCGGAUAUGCAGAGGCCGACUCCUCAGUAAUGAAAGAAGACACCAUAUCAAAUGCACUCAUCUGGCUCAUCUCCAAACUCGUCAACUUCAUGGCUGCGGGCGACGACAUGCCCGACCACCUCGGCGGGCCUUGGGCCGGCGUCCCGCAACGCACGCUCCUCGAAUACUGGUACAGUCUACGCGAACACUUCCGUGUCUGGUACGAAGGCCUCCCGAUAACAUUCAAACCCUGUGCACGCAUCGAGCCCCGUCGUGUACCAGCCCAGCUGCGCACCGAUGACGACGAGAACGUGUUACCUGAGGUCUGGUUCUCAAUUCCCAUGUGCGCGUCUACGAUGCAGUCAUACCAUAUGGCCCAGAUCCAGCUGCUGAUUAACGAGCCGCACGAGUCAACGCAGGGCCGCACCACCGUCUUCGAGCGGAUGCAUUCGUACGAACGGACGCUCUCAGCAGCGCUGGUGCAUUCGAGAGAGAUUGUGAGCAUUGCGCUGGCGCGGUCAGAUGAGAGUGUAAGGAUACAUAGCGUGCAGCCGCUGUAUACGGCAGGUCAGUGUUUGAAGGAUGAGCGGGAGAGGAGGCUGAUUUUGAGGCUGUUGAGUGAUAUCGAGAGGGAUACAGGAUGGGCGACGCAGUAUCGCGUGAAGCAAUUGUUGGUACAAUGGGGCUGGGUGUCCGAAGAGUUUGAGAGAAAUGUGCCUUGAUGUCAGGUUCAUGCACUAAUUUUACUAAUUUUUCCGUACAGCGGCACCCUACCCACAAUCCAGUCUGUCAUCGAAAGUUGAUAGCUUAGUGUCCAGGAUCUAAAAGAUGUAUUCGAUUUCACUGUGAGUGUUCGCAGGUAGGAAUAAUACGCUCGCGUUAAAUGUAUUCAAUCCCACUAUCCUCCCUGUCAACAUUACCAACGCCGCAACUCCCA
Molecule: messenger RNA, 1958 nt
Organism: Mytilinidion resinicola
Lineage: Eukaryota; Fungi; Ascomycota; Dothideomycetes; Mytilinidiales; Mytilinidiaceae
Exons: 2
Coding region: 13-1743 (576 amino acids)
Biological process (GO): positive regulation of transcription by RNA polymerase II
Cellular component (GO): nucleus
Molecular function (GO): transcription cis-regulatory region binding; DNA-binding transcription factor activity
Source: RefSeq, a predicted model, not a curated record